Messenger RNA from Condylura cristata (star-nosed mole), 3540 nucleotides. It is a transcript of the gene BRIP1, whose product is annotated as BRCA1 interacting protein C-terminal helicase 1. Bases 1 to 3540 code for a protein of 1179 amino acids. Gene Ontology annotation, biological process: double-strand break repair involved in meiotic recombination; nucleotide-excision repair. Lineage: Eukaryota; Metazoa; Chordata; Mammalia; Eulipotyphla; Talpidae. The record is from RefSeq and is a predicted model, not a curated record. Gene Ontology annotation, molecular function: hydrolase activity, acting on acid anhydrides, in phosphorus-containing anhydrides; DNA binding; ATP binding. Gene Ontology annotation, cellular component: nucleus. The transcript is spliced from 18 exons.
AUGUCUUCAGAAUGGUCUGAAUAUACAAUUGGUGGGGUGAAGAUUAAUUUUCCUUGUAAAGCUUAUCCAUCACAGCUUGCUAUGAUGAAUUCUAUUGUCAGAGGACUAAACAGUAAGCAACAUUGUUUACUGGAAAGUCCCACAGGAAGUGGGAAAAGCUUAGCCUUACUUUGUUCUGCUUUAGCAUGGCAACAAUCUUUUAGCGACUCUCCUGAGAAAGCUACAUUGGCUGCAAAGCUGUCUGCCAAGAAACAGGCGUCCACAUACAGAGGUGAAAAUGAUGACUUUCAAGUGGAGAAGAAAAGAAUUAGACCCUUAGAAACUACACAACAGAUUAGAAAACGUCAUUGUUUUGAAAAGGAGGUACACCAUUUGGAUGCAACAGCUGCACCAGGAAAGACACAACUCAACUCUCCUUUAGGAAAGAUAAACUCUUUUUCUCCACAAAAGCCCCCUGGUCCUUGCUCUAGGUGCUGUUGCUCCACUAAGCAAGGAAACAAUCAAGAGUCUUCCAAUACCCUGAAAAAAGAACAUACUGGGAAAUCCAAGAUACCCAAAAUAUAUUUUGGUACACGCACACACAAGCAGAUUGCUCAGAUUACUAGAGAGCUCCGGAGGACUGCAUACUCAGGGGUCCCAAUGACUAUUCUUUCCAGCAGGGAUCAUACUUGUGUCCACCCUGAAGUAGUAGGUAACUUCAAUAGAAAAGAAAAGUGCAUGGAAUUGCGGGAUGGAAAAAAUGGAAAAUUCUGCUAUUUUUAUCAUGGUGUUCAUAAAAUGAAUGAUCAGAACAUAUUACAGUCUCUCCAAGGGAUGAACAAGGCUUGGGAUAUAGAAGAACUCAUCAGCUUGGGGAAAAAACUAAAAGCAUGUCCAUAUUACACAGCACGAGAACUAAUAAAAGAUGCUGACAUAAUAUUUUGUCCCUACAACUAUCUUCUAGAUGCACAAAUAAGGGAAAGUAUGGAUAUCAAUCUGAAAGAAGAGGUAGUCAUUUUAGAUGAAGCUCAUAACAUUGAAGAUUGUGCUCGGGAAUCAGCAAGUUACAGUAUAACAGCAGUUCAGCUUUGGUUUGCUCGAGAUGAGCUAGAUAUUAUGGUCAGCAAUAAUAUAAGGAAGAAAGACCAUGAACCCCUACGGGCUGUGUGCUAUAGCCUAAUUAAUUGGCUGGAAGCAAAUUCUAAACAUCUUGUAGAAAGAGGUUAUGAAUCAUCCUGUAAAAUAUGGAGUGGAAGUGAAAUGCUCACAAAUUUACAUGAAAUGGGCAUCACCACUGCUACUUUUCCCAUUUUGCAGGGACAUUUAGCUGCUGUUCUUCAAAAAGAAGAAAAAGUCUUACCAAUACAUGGUAGAGGAGAGUCAAGAGAAGUACCUAUUAUUAGUGCUUCUACUCAAAUAAUGCUUAAAGGACUUUUUAUGGUGCUUGACUACCUUUUUAGGCAAAAUAGCAGAUUUGCAGAUGAUUAUAAAAUUGCUAUUCAACAGACUUACUCUUGGAUAAAUCAGACUGACGUCUCAGAUAAAAAUGGAUUGUUGGCUCUACCAAAAUCUAAAAAACGUUUACGACAGAAAACUGCAGUUCAUGUGCUAAACUUCUGGUGCUUAAAUCCAGCUGUGGCUUUUUCAGAUAUUAAUGGCAAAGUUCGAACUAUUGUUUUAACAUCUGGCACAUUAUCACCAAUGAAAUCCUUUUCCUCAGAACUUGGAGUUACAUUUACUAUCCAACUAGAGGCUAAUCAUGUUAUUGAUACUUCACAGGUUUGGGUUGGCACCAUUGGGUCAGGCCCCAAGGGGCGGAAUCUCUGUGCUACCUUUCAGCACACAGAAACAUUUGAGUUCCAGGAUGAAGUGGGAGCACUUUUAUUAUCUGUGUGCCAGACUGUGAGCCAAGGAAUUUUGUGUUUCUUGCCAUCUUACAAGUUAUUAGAAAAGUUAAAAGAACGUUGGCUGUACACUGGCUUAUGGCAUAACCUGGAGUUGCUGAAAACAGUCAUUGUGGAACCACAAGGAGGAGAAAAAACUGAUUUUGAUGAAUUACUGCAGGUAUACUAUGAUGCAAUCAAGUUCAAAGGAGAAAAAGAUGGAGCUCUCCUGGUAGCAGUUUGUCGUGGUAAAGUGAGUGAGGGGAUGGAUUUCUCAGAUGACAAUGCCCGUGCUGUGAUAACAAUAGGAAUUCCUUUUCCAAGUGUGAAUGAUCUACAGGUUGAACUAAAGCGACAGUAUAAUGACCAUCAUUCAAAAUUAAGAGGUCUUUUACCAGGUCGUCAAUGGUAUGAAAUUCAAGCAUACAGGGCCUUGAACCAGGCCCUAGGUAGGUGUAUUCGGCACAGAAAUGAUUGGGGAGCUCUAAUUCUAGUGGAUGACCGCUUCAGGAGUAACCCAAAUCGAUAUAUAUCUGGCCUUUCAAAAUGGGUACGGCAGCAGAUUCAUCACCACUCCACCUUUGAAAGUGCGCUGGAGUCCUUGGCUGAAUUUUCCAAAAAGCAUCAAAAAGUCAUUGGUAUAUCCAAGGAGGACAGGAAGUCUGCACAGGACAGUGAGUCCACAUUUGAAGUGGCCUGUUCGAAAGACAUUACUUCUACUUACUUCUUAGAGGCAGCAAGUCAUCUCUCACCAGAAAAUCCUAGGGAAAAUGAAGCAAAACUGUACACCCAAGAACUACUUUGUCCUAAAAUGACUCCAUUUCUGGCAAGUGGCAUCAGCUCCAGAAAAGAGAAAAAUGAUCCAGUGUUCGUGGAAGAGUGUGCCAAGGCAGUGAAAGCAGAAAAAAUUGUAAUUUCCAGAUCUACAAGUCCAACCUUCGACAAACCAACAGAAAGAGUCAGCUGGUGUAGCUUUAAUUCUUCAGGACAGUAUCUGACUGGUAAAACUCUGACAGCAUUACCUCAGCACAGGCCAGCAGAAGAUGGUGCCUCUAGUUCUUCCACUUUCAAAGCAGAAAAGGGAUGUAAAACUGUUUUGUCACUCACCAAUAAAUGUGAGUUCUCAUCUCCUACAGUAAACACAUCAUUUGAACUGUGCCCUCAAUCAGAAACCAUUAUUCCAUCAAUAAAGACUGAUGCUACUCUUCUAAAAAAGAAUCAUUCAGAACAGCUGUUCUGUUGUGAAGAAGCCCUAAGCCCAGAUACUGAGUUGUCUCCCGUAAGUGAAGAGUCUCAAGUUUCUACUUCAAAUAGAGCUUUUGAAAGUGAAGCAGAAGAUGAAUCUAUUUAUUUCACACCUGAACUUUAUGAUCCCGUAGAAACAAAUGAGGAAGAAAGUCAACUAGUUGAAAUUGAUCAAGACAGUAGAUUAUCUAAUAAUUCAGACUGUAUUUUAGUUGAAGAUCUUUUUGAAAACAGAGCUAUGAAAGGAUUUAAUUCAGACAAAGAAGUAAAUGUUGAGGAUUGCACAGAUACAAAGUUGAAUAGAUUCAUGCAUAUUAAAGAAAGUAAAAUUGAUGACAUUAGUAGUAAUGUAGAAACAACUCAUAUGAAUGAAUUGGAACUGGGAAAAUCUCAGGAAACAGAUAUAAAGAACUUUAAACAGUCUCUUUGCUAA